CUCAAAAAAAGAAAAACAACAACUAGGGUUUGUUUGAAAAAUUGUUGAACUGAAUACCGGAGACCCAGCCAGCCAGCCACCAUAAACCCUAGUUGAAGGAAAAUAGAAAUGGUGAUGAGAGCUGUGACUUCAAUGGCAUUCGGCAAAUCCAAACACCUGAAGAAGAAUCUCCCCUUCAUAUUUCUCCACAGCCCCAGUAGUUUUUCUGAUAAGGUUUGGGAUAAUGAAGCAUCAUCUGUUAUAUCGCAUGGAACAAGAUACCUUCCGGGAGGUACCUUGUGGUGUCAUUCGACUCCUCCUCCUAUGGCUAUGGUUCACAAAGUUCUAGAGCCAACAACGAGAUGUGAGACCGACACUCCAAGUGAAGCUAGACCGAAGAGGAAAAAGUUAAAGGGAAAAAGAGCGGUUGUAAGGUGGUUAAAGUUCUUUAGAUACAAGAAGAAGAAAGAUUACUCAAGAAUGACCGCUGAAGAAAAGAUUCUAUUCAAAUUGCGAAAGGCUCAAAGAAAAGAGAAACAAUUAGUCGAAGCCUUAAACAAGAUCGAACCAAAAGAAUCAUCAGAAACGAUCCAUGAUCCAGAGAUACUAACCCCCGAAGAACACUUUUAUUUCUUGAAAAUGGGCAAGAAAAGCAAGAAUUACGUGCCUAUUGGAAGACGGGGGAUCUAUCAAGGUGUAAUUCUUAACAUGCAUUUACACUGGAAAAAACACGAGACCUUACAAGUUAUAAUAAAAACAUUCACUCCAGAUGAAGUCAAAGAGAUGGCUGCAGAGCUUGCAAGAUUAACUGGUGGAAUCGUGCUCGAUAUUUACAACGAUGACACUAUCAUUAUGUAUAGAGGGAAGAAUUAUUCACAGCCGCCUACCGAGAUCAUGUCGCCUAGAGUUACUCUACCUAGGAAGAAGGCGUUAGACAAAUCAAAAUAUAAAGACGCACUUCGUGCCGUUAGGAGAUACAUACCUAGACUUGAACAAGAUCUUGAACUUGUUCGUGCAAAAGCUGAAAAUGAACCAGGGGUAUUUUUGGAAACACAAAUAUCCGACACUGAAGUUGUUGAACUUGAACCUGAAGAAUUUUCAAGAAUACAACUUGAAGCUAAAGAAAAGCUCGAAAAAGUCAUUGCGAAAAGUGAUAAAUUUCAAGGUGAUGAUGACGAAGAUGAUUCUGUGACGGGUUCAGAGCUAAUAUCGGCUUCAGAAGAUCUGUCUGAUAUAUUUGAGACAGAUUGUGAAACAGAUGAAGAGAAUGACGAAAAACCGCUUUAUUUAAACGAAUUCGACAAGUUUCCUGUAGAAAGUAAUGAGGCUGAAGAUGAUGAUUUUAAGGAGCAUUUAAGGCGGAUAUCUGCCAAUUCAAAGAAGGAAGGGUUGGAUUUUGAUGACGUUGAUCGUGUGGUUCUGAGAGCUGCUUCACUUCUAAAGAAGAGAAGAUGAACUGCAGGCCUACCCUUUAAAAUGUUAAUUAGACUUGAUAAGAAUAUUAAUCCAAAUACAUUCAAGUUGUUCACUUUGGGUUUAUAUUACACCUUGCAAUGGCUGCAAAACCUCAACCUUUUGAAUA
Molecule: messenger RNA, 1561 nt
Organism: Helianthus annuus (common sunflower)
Lineage: Eukaryota; Viridiplantae; Streptophyta; Magnoliopsida; Asterales; Asteraceae
Exons: 4
Coding region: 109-1434 (441 amino acids)
Molecular function (GO): RNA binding
Source: RefSeq, a predicted model, not a curated record